AUGGCCUUCGCCUGCGUCAGCAACAUUGGCAUGUCGCUGGACAACUUCCCCGCCCCAUCCUACCCCAUCUACAGCAAGCUCAGCCCCACUCGUCUCUCUUUCACUCUUGACGACGACUACUCCAAGUCCUCUGCUGCCGCAUUCCGGAGGCUGCCCCUGCCGCCGCCUCAGCAGCAGGUGGAGGACACCAGCCUUGCCAAGCCACCUCAAGUAGAUCAGCUGAUGAAUGCAAAUGCGGAUCCGGAUCCAGAGCCGUCCGGCGGGGACUUCGAGUUCUGCCUCGAAGAUCCGGUGGCAAUGCUGCUUGCUAAUGAGCUCUUCUCCGACGGGAAACUCGUGCCGCUCCAGGUGUCAGUGCUGAAGCCCGCUAUUAGGGUCGUGGCCUCGACGAAGGUCAGCUUACCGGACCUAGCGGAGCGGCGUUGGAGUAGCGAUAUGUCCGCUGUGGAUCUCUACCUCUCCUCUCCUAAAGCUUCGAGGUGUUCCAACCGAGGCUCCAAGGCCUUGAGCUCCUUGGAUUCUUCCCUCAACAUGCCCCUCCUCAAGGACUUGGAUUCCGAUUCCGUCAUGAUCUCCUCCCACCUAUCACUGUCCUCUUCAUCUUCCAGAGGCCACGAGCACGAAGAAGUGUUCUGA
Molecule: messenger RNA, 636 nt
Organism: Punica granatum (pomegranate)
Lineage: Eukaryota; Viridiplantae; Streptophyta; Magnoliopsida; Myrtales; Lythraceae
Source: RefSeq, a predicted model, not a curated record